AUGAAGAAGAAUGAAAUCUUGUCAAUCGCAAUCUUCCCCAGUGGGGACAAUUCUGCUUUUCUAAAAUUAUCCCGGGGCUACGGGCCGGGCUGGAAGGAAAGUUUGGGGUCGGCGCGCUGGGGGAGUGGAGAAGUUCCCGAGCCGGGCUCCGAGCGGCGACCGUCGCCGGAGACGGAUGAAGCCCGGCUGCGGGCCGGAUCCGGGAGGGGAGGGGGGCGGCGGGGAAAUGGACGCCCGGCCCCGGCGGCCGGCCCGCGGGGCUGGGGCCCGGGGAGGACACCAGGGGGUGGGGUGGGGUCGCGGUCCUCCUCCCCGCCGCGGACGGUGACCCGACACCUACCUGCGGGUCCCGGGCGGCCGUCCCACACGGGGCCUAGUGCAUGGCCGCCGCCUCCAGCCUUCGCCGGCGCGCCGAGGCUGCUGCUCCGCGGCGGGGCCGAGCCCAGGCCCGAGCCCGGCUGCCCGCGUCCGCGCCGCGCCGGCUGGCCCGUCGGCCCGGGAGCGCAGGGCCGCCCUGGGGAGCCCGGCUCCGCUCGGGAGUACGAGGCGGCAGCGGCGGCUCCCUCACGUCUCUCCCGGGCGUCCUGUCAGCCAGCAGUUUCCCCCGGGUCCGCAGCGCCGCCUCCGCCGCUGCUGCCACCGCCUCUCCCACAUCCCCGGCCUCCAGGGGAGCCGCCGCCGCCGCGCCGCGACCACGGCCUUCCGCGCCUCUGCUCCUCGCGCUACCGCUCCCCCUCACGCUGCCGGCCCGGCCCGGCUGGGUCCGGGGAGACCGCGCCGGAGGCUGCCGCGAGCCCGCUGCGGCCCCCGGCCCACAAUCCACCGCGCGGCUCUGCCGGGGCGGGAGGGCCGCGGCCCGGGCCGGGGGGCGGGGGGCGCCGCCACCUCAGGAAGAGGGGUCGGGGCGGCCCCGGCAGGCGGUCGGAAGGGCGGGGACACCCCGCGCGGCUCCUCUGCGCUUCCUCUAAUCGCCCGGCUCCAGUCCGCUUUCCCCACGACCCUGCCCCCCACCGAGGGUUCCCUGCAGCACCCAGGUGCCGCCUUCCGGGACCCGAACCCCCAGCCUGGCCCUCGCCCACCCCAGGCCAACUGACUCCAACACCUGUGAAAGCAGACGCUUGCACAGACUCCCAGUCCCUGCCGUGCAAAGGUGGAAGGUCACCCCCAAGAACCCAGUGGACUCAAGGUGCAGGACCAAGCCCUGACUUCUUGCUGACUGGAAGCUGCCCUCAACUCCUAGAAGCCACCUGCAGAUCCUCAACCCGCUAGGCUUUGGUACCACCUUUGGACACAAAUGACCUCUGAAGAGCUGCUUCUUCUCUAAUGAUCUCUGAAUACUUCCAAGGAUGCACCAAGGACUCAUUACCUUUAGCCACACCCUCAGCAGGUGUGUAAAUUAUUUCUUCCUUCAUUCCCAUCUUACUGGUGAUGCUUAUGUCAUGUUCCUCUAACCCACAACAGAAUUCACUUAGAUAGCAUUUGCUUUUCUAAUGUACAUUUUUUAAUGAGUAUCUGCAUGUGUCCAGCUUAUUUGUCAACUCUAUUUUACUCCAAUCUGUUUCAGAAAACAUACUUUGUCAAGGCGCAAUUUUUUUCCCAGUUAAGGCCAAGAGGAAAAAAAAAAUCACUGGUGUUCCUGUACAUAUAAUCAUAUUUUAAAGCUCAAAGAACCUUCUAGAAUAAACUGCUUAAUCUGUUCAUUUUCCUUUCAAUUCUCUUUAUUUUGUAGAUGAGAAAAAUCUAUAUCCAGAGAUGGUAAGUUAAUUUAUGAAGGUCAUGGAACUAAGUAGUAAAGCUAGUAAACACAUCUUUUGACUCCUAUGUUAGAGCUUGUUUAAUUAGUUUUGGAGGUGACAUCCCAAGCAUAAGAACACAAGUAACUCACCCCUUGCACUGUGGAGGUAUUAUAAGAUGGGGUGGUGAAAUGUUCAUCUUUCAUGCUAUUGCUUGUUAUAUGUUGGAAUAAUUUUAUAUCAUAAAGAGAAAACUUAAAAUUAGACAAAUGAAAGUUUGAUGACAGGUAGGUCAUGGAGACUUGUUUCUUUUUGCACACCAGAUGGAGCAUGCCUCCCUAAAUUGGGCUGUUUACACUCCCAUUUGUUGGCUCUGCUCACCUGCUCUCCUUAAACAAAAGAAGCAUAGGUAUCAAAAGUACUGCCAUAGUUAAACCACAGAAUGGGCCAAAGUAUCAUCAAAUCAUAUAUCUGGUGAAGGACUUGUAUUCUGGACUAUAUAAACAAACUUUUAUGUUUCAAUAAUAAAAAUAUAAGCAACCCACUAAGGUUGACCAGGAGUU
Castor canadensis (American beaver) is the source of this 2296-nucleotide messenger RNA. The record is from RefSeq and is a predicted model, not a curated record. Lineage: Eukaryota; Metazoa; Chordata; Mammalia; Rodentia; Castoridae.